Messenger RNA from Macaca mulatta (Rhesus monkey), 2723 nucleotides. The record is from RefSeq and is a predicted model, not a curated record. NCBI's taxonomy places the organism in Eukaryota, Metazoa, Chordata, Mammalia, Primates, Cercopithecidae.
CGCGGGCUCGGCAACCUCGGCGCAGUGAGCGCGGGCAGUCAACCAGGGCCAGGGGGCGGUGGCGGCUACUGUCCGGCCGGGUUCCCGCUGCUCCCGGCCCCCGCUCCGGGCCUGCCGCCGGCGCUGCUAUGGGCAAGAAGCACAAGAAGCACAAGGCCGAGUGGCGCUCGUCCUACGAGGAUUAUGCCGACAAGCCCCUGGAGAAGCCCCUGAAGCUAGUCCUCAAAGUCGGAGGAAGUGAAGUGACUGAACUCUCAGGAUCCGGCCACGACUCCAGUUACUAUGAUGACAGGUCAGACCAUGAGCGAGAGAGGCACAAAGAAAAGAAAAAGAAGAAGAAGAAGAAAUCCGAGAAAGAGAAGCAUCUGGACGAUGAGGAAAGGAGGAAGCGAAAGGAAGAGAAGAAGCGGAAGCGAGAGAGGGAGCACUGUGACACGGAGGGAGAGGCUGACGACUUUGAUCCUGGGAAGAAGGUGGAGGUGGAGCCGCCCCCAGAUCGGCCAGUCCGAGCGUGCCGGACACAGCCAGUUCUUGCUGGAGCUUAAAAUGCUGUGAGACACCAUACAGACAGAUACUGUGAACUUGGAGCUCUCUAAUGAAGGGAUACCAAAGUCUUUGUAUUCAAUUUUUUUUUUUCCUUAAAUUGUCAGCCGAAAAUGAGAGCACACCUAUUCAGCAACUCCUGGAACACUUCCUCCGCCAGCUCCAGAGAAAGGAUCCCCAUGGAUUUUUUGCUUUUCCUGUCACGGAUGCAAUUGCUCCCGGAUAUUCAAUGAUAAUAAAACAUCCCAUGGAUUUUGGCACCAUGAAAGACAAAAUUGUAGCUAAUGAAUACAAAUCAGUUACGGAAUUUAAGGCAGAUUUCAAACUGAUGUGUGAUAAUGCAAUGACAUACAAUAGGCCAGAUACCGUGUACUACAAGUUGGCGAAGAAGAUACUUCACGCAGGCUUUAAGAUGAUGAGCAAAGAGCGGCUGUUAGCUUUGAAGCGCAGCAUGUCGUUUAUGCAGGACAUGGAUUUUUCUCAGCAGGCAGCUCUUCUGGGCAAUGAGGAUACAGCUGUUGAGGAACCUGUCCCUGAAGUUGUACCCGUACAAGUAGAAACUGCCAAGAAAUCCAAAAAGCCGAGUAGAGAAGUGAUCAGCUGCAUGUUUGAGCCUGAAGGGAACGCCUGCAGCUUGACGGACAGUACCGCAGAGGAGCACGUGCUGGCGCUGGUGGAGCACGCGGCUGACGAGGCCCGGGACAGGAUCAACCGGUUCCUCCCAGGUGGCAAGAUGGGCUAUCUGAAGAGGAACGGGGACGGGAGCCUGCUCUACAGCGUGGUCAACACGGCCGAGCCGGACGCUGAUGAGGAGGAGACCCACCCGGUGGACUUGAGCUCGCUCUCCAGUAAGCUGCUCCCAGGCUUCACCACGCUGGGCUUCAAAGAUGAGAGAAGAAACAAAGUCACCUUUCUCUCCAGUGCCACUACUGCGCUUUCGAUGCAGAAUAAUUCAGUAUUUGGUGACUUGAAGUCGGACGAGAUGGAGCUGCUGUAUUCAGCCUACGGAGAUGAGACAGGCGUGCAGUGUGCGCUGAGCCUGCAGGAGUUUGUGAAGGAUGCUGGGAGCUACAGCAAGAAAGUGGUGGAUGACCUCCUGGACCAGAUCACAGGUGGAGACCACUCCAGGACGCUCUUCCAGCUGAAGCAGAGAAGAAACGUUCCCAUGAAACCUCCAGAUGAAGCCAAGGUUGGGGACGCCCUAGGAGACAGCAGUGGCUCUGUUCUGGAUUUCAUGUCGGUGAAGUCGUAUCCCGACGUCUCUGUGGAUAUCUCCAUGCUCAGCUCUCUGGGGAAGGUGAAGAAGGAGCUGGACCCCGAUGACAGCCAUUUGAACUUGGAUGAGACAGCCAAGCUCCUGCAGGACCUGCACGAAGCACAGGCAGAGCGCGGCGGCUCUCGGCCGUCGUCCAACCUCAGCUCCCUGUCCAACGCCUCCGAGAGGGACCAGCACCACCUGGGAAGCCCUUCUCGCCUGAGUGUCGGGGAGCAGCCAGAUGUCACCCACGACCCCUAUGAGUUUCUUCAGUCUCCAGAGCCUGCGGCCUCCACCAAGACCUAACUCUAGACCACCUGCAGCUCUUUUGUUUCAUUUUUUUAGUUUUAUUUUGCAUGUGUAGAGUUUUUGUCAUCGGACAAGGACUUUGAUCUUCCCCCUUUGGCAUGCGGGAAGCAACCCUGGGGAGGUAACGAAUUGUCUGUGGUAUCAUGUCAGCGAGAGAGUCUCUGCACAGCCCCGUGAACCCAGGGGAGUGGAGUCAUGCGUGAAGGGCGUAUGGCCGGGCCGCAGAACUGUGUGCAAUCUGUGUCCAAAUAUCACGUGUGGCUCCAGCCCUUGUUUCUGCCAGUGUAGACACCUCUGCCCCCCUGUCCUGGGGUCGCUCUUGGGAGGCACGGGCAUGGGUGCGUCUGGCCGCCUUCUGUAUCAGUCCUGCGUGUUCCUCUCAUCGUUUGUGUUUCCCAGGCAGGCCGUGGUAGGGGCCUCGCAGGGGCCAGUGGGGAGCGCAGGGCCAGGCUGGGGUGAGGAGAGCCCCCCCGUUUUCUGGGCCAGUGGGGAGCGCAGGGCCAGGCUGGGGUGAGGAGAGCCCCCCUGUUUUCUGUUCAUUUGAUGAGCCUGAGAAAGGAGUGCUUCUGCCUGCCCGUUACAGUGGAGCGUUCCGUGUCCAUAAAACGUUUUCUAA